UCCAUUGGUGUAGUGGAAGAGAUAAUUAGUUAGGGGAAUAGGUUUACAGGCACGAGAAAAAAAACUGUCCAUGUGCUGCACAGCAAAGUCAGUUCUUAGGGCGAGAAACUGUUUUGGUUACAGACAGUGUUAGGGUGAAUGUCGUAAGGUGAAAGAUUUGUCAAGAGGGAGGACUGACUGCCUUUAAAUGUUCUGCUGCCCUGUUCUGAAUAAGGGUUUCUUCUUGGAGAGAGGAGUUAGAGAGUGCAGGAAGGAGUUCUUGGAAACCUGUUGCUGUGCAGCUGGUCUGAGUGAAGCAGCAGACACGAUAACCGCUGUUGAUUAUGACGUGAAUGAUGGAUACUUUGAUGCCAUACUAGGAGCUGUCAUUGCUGCUGUGGUCCUGGUGCUUCUUUGCUUGGCAGUGGUAGUGAUUCGCUACAUGUACCGGCACAAGGGCACCUACCACACCAACGAGGCCAAGGGCACUGAGUUUGCCGAAACAGAGGAUGCGGCACUUCGAGGCGACCCGGCUCUGCAGGAUGCCAUGGACGAGAGCAAGAAGGAGUACUUCAUCUGAUCUCAGGAGGGGCAACCUCUGCUGUUUACAAUUCACUUUAGUCUCCCAAAAGAAGUGUCUUUUGGGGUUGGAGGAUAGAAAGCUUGGAGAGGGGGUGAAAAUGCCCUCGCCAUAUUGAGGCUCAGAGUGACUGAUCAGACAAUCUACCAAAGAAACAUCAGAUGAAUCUUACGAUAAUAUCAAUUCAGUAUUCUUCCCCCCUACCUGUUUUUCUCUCCAAUAUAUUUGGCAUAUCACCAAGCAUAUAUACUUUUCAAAACACUGACUUUGCUUUUAGGAGGCUAUAUUUGUCAUGCAGAGCAUCUUCCCAUGGGGAACUGUCAGGAAAAAAGCAUCUUAUGAGGAUCUAAGGCACCCAUAGACACCAAUGCCUUCUGUGGAAAAAGCAAGAGUAUUCCUGCAACACAGAAUUGGAAUUCACAAAUAUUAAUAGACCCUUCUCAAAGAUGUCUAUGAUGAAAGUCAAGGAAGUGAAUUGAUGCAGAAUUUCUCUGCAAGCUCACAAAACUAACUGUAUUUACUAAUGGUAUUGAAACUAAAGCAAAAUACAUUUUGGAAUGAAGAAACCUCUCAACAAAUUGUCAGAUCUGUCAGCAAGCUCAAAGUGUGCCUCUGCUCUCAAGUGCAAUGCUACGGAGGAAAACAUGGAACAAAUGAUGUUGAAGGAAGCAACUUUUACUGUACGAACUGAAUCACCAAUGGGCCCUUACCAAAAUCCUGAAUAUGGCUGGUUGCUCCCGGAACUACUUUUGAAUAACUUUUGUUUGGAUUGUGAAUGUCAAUUUGUGAGUGUUCAAGGGAAUGCCUUUAGCAUUGAUUAAUAACUAGUUAAUUACAGAUCCAAAGAGAUAAAGAGAGAGCUAAACAAGCUAAAACUGCAGGAAGACCUUGCCUGAUGAGGUUAGUUGUGAAUACCAAAGUGAUGCUCUGUCCUGGACAGGGAGGACCAGGGUUCAAACAGGUUCCUAAUGACAUUUUUUCCCUAGCACCCUGUCCACUGACUAAAGUCAAUUCCAAGUAUAUUGACAUGCUAUUUGGAUAGCCACAGAAAACCAAACAUAUUGUGGUCUUUCCAUCUUGAUUUGGGCAUAAAAAUUACACUAACUAAUAAAAGUAUUGUGCGGUUUGUGUCCAUAAAAUGUUUAGCAUGAACAUUAUAGACUGGACAUGUUUUGGAUUGAUGCAGAAUUCAAUGAUGACUUUGUAAGCACCAGAGGUUCCUGUAUAAAUGUCUGAGGGUGGAUAAGUGUUGUGAUCUGGUCAAGACUGUAACCCUAUUUGUAGAACUAUUUGUGGGACUAUUUCUUGGAACACUGUAAUGAUGCUUUUUAAAUUGCCUUGCUAAGGAAAAAUAUUAAAGUACAACUCAUUCUCAACUA
Coregonus clupeaformis (lake whitefish) is the source of this 1938-nucleotide messenger RNA. RefSeq names its product glycophorin-C. The transcript is spliced from 4 exons. The record is from RefSeq and is a predicted model, not a curated record. NCBI's taxonomy places the organism in Eukaryota, Metazoa, Chordata, Actinopteri, Salmoniformes, Salmonidae. Bases 188 to 559 code for a protein of 123 amino acids. Gene Ontology annotation, cellular component: cortical cytoskeleton; membrane.